CCCACGCCAGCGCCUCAAGGCCGGUACAUGCUCCUCAUCGUGCACAACAAAGCAUAGGAGGAUAAUAUCGGCAAAAAGAGGAUUGCAUAAUCGUUCGAAGGUCGACCGCUCGAGCUUUUCCUCCUCCACCUUUUCUCAAACCCGAUUAUUUGGUGGCUCAUCAACCCGUUCAGCCUCUUAAACUAAACAUGUACCUUAACGCUCUCAACCUCCACUGACGCUGGAUCUAAGACAUCACACUGAGGAUCGCAAGCCAAACCAGUGACUGGUCAGAGGAGUUGAAGAUGCAUAUCCCAUCGGUCAUUGCUGCUGUCCUUGGGAUACGGCAAGUGGGUAACCUUCUACCAUCCUCCUAUUGCAGUCCAUAUUGUCCGAACUGCAAAGGGGAUGUCGCAGUCUUCGAUGGAUCCAUAACCUCCUGUACACCAAACUCCAGCUUCAUCGCCAAUUGUGGUGCUUGCCAAACAUGUGUCUUGGAUUACAACCUUCAGAACGGCGAGACUUCGGUUUCGAAACAGGUCGAGACCGCUCUAAUCAACAUCCUCAAUCUAUGUGCGAAUACGACUGUAUCAACAGAGAUAGCAGCGAUGCAAAGUCAGGCGAGUAGGAUCAAUGAAUGGGGAGAACAGAUUGCGACGACGACAAGUGGAGGAACCCUUUCCUCAGUGACCACCACGUCGAAACCGACAACUACAAACUGGGAAGCUGCACACAGUGACAAUCCGUCAUGGACAACAAUGCUCUCGACUGCAAGUUGGGCUCCUUACUAUUCGGCAAGAAAAUCUGCGGAAUCCGUAUCAGCGGCAUCAGCAGUUGCGUCUUCCCUCGCAUUAGUAUCAGCAGCUCUCGCAAAUGAGACUGCGAGACAUACAUCCUCUCCAACCCCAUCCCUCACCUCGACGGCCGACGCAUCCGCUCCUCCACUCUCGCAAUCUUGGGUUGCAGGUCCAGUCAUGGGGUCAAUCCUAGGGAUGUCCACAGUAUUUGUCGUGAUCUUCUUCACGAGGAGGAAACAGAGAAGAGAUAUGCUCGCCCAAGACCCAGUUCCGAAACCCUUCCACGACGUUCCUACGAGUCCGUCUACACGAUCUUCGUCUGCGGCUGGAGAGGAUGUUCCUCAAUUACAUGGCGAAAGUGUGGAGAUAAAGGAGUUAGAGAGCACAGAAGUACACGAAUUGCCGGCGCUGGAACCAGUAGGCACUGAACUGAAUACUCCAAUGGAAGCUAGGCCGAGGAUAAGGUUAGCGGGAGAUGGGAUUGGAGAGGAUUUUGCAGAGGGGGAGGAUGAGCAAUGGGCGAUGCAGAGUCCGUUGCCAUUGAGCCCGCUACCGCUUUUGUUUGCGAUGAGCGAGUUGAGAGACCAGAGGAUGGGGAGGAGUGAGAGUUUGAGGCAUGAGACGUAUUAUCACCCUUGAAGGAGGUAUGAGGGAUGAGUGAUGAAUGUUAUGAGACAUGAUUGAUGAUUUAAAUUGAGGGGGGCGAGGAGAGGUGGAG
This is a messenger RNA of Mollisia scopiformis, 1494 nucleotides long. RefSeq lists its product as uncharacterized. The transcript is spliced from 3 exons. The record is from RefSeq and is a predicted model, not a curated record. Lineage: Eukaryota; Fungi; Ascomycota; Leotiomycetes; Helotiales; Mollisiaceae. Bases 285 to 1415 code for a protein of 376 amino acids.